AUGUUUGGAAGAUUUCGCAAAGAUGAAGCAGGUCACAAUCUUCCCGAUGUGAGCGGAGUGGAAGAGAACGAAGAAGGAGCCCGUGGAGACUUGGAAAAACAAGUGCGUGCUCGUGACGCCAGUAUUUCGGCUCUGGAAAAGACACGCUUGGAAAAGCAUCAAGAACUUGCUGCCUUGCAAAAGGAAUUGGAAGAAGAACGAUUGCGCCAAAUGAAGGAGGCCAUCUUGCAUCGCAUUGAAGUCGAACGCUUGAAGCGCCAAACAAAGGCUGUGGAAGAGCGUCUUGAAGCCUUGGAAAAGGACAUGCAAGAUAAGGACGCCAUUCACGAAUAUGCCAACCUCAUCAAGGGCGUUGCACCCAAGGGUGGUGUGGAUUCUCAGUACGUUAUGAAACUCCAAUCCCAGCUGGCCAAGGCCGUUAAGAAGAUGGACGCUACGGCGCACCAAAUGGCACAAGUCGAACAGUCUUGUGAGGAAGUUGUCACUUCCCUCAAGAAGGAAAUCUCCGAGAUUGUCGAAGACCGCUGUCGAACUGAACUCGAAUUGCGCAAGCAAUUGGAACUUUUGGAAGAACAAAAGGCUGACAUGCAAGCCGAGUACGACGACCGAAUCCGUGAAAACCAAAGUGAAUUGGAACGUCUCAAGGAAAAGGUUUCGGUCGAAACUUCGGUGGCUGAUUUGGAAAAGGAACUGGAAGAAACAGAAACCAAAUUGGAGCAGCUCAAUAACAUUCAUGAAAUGCAAGAGCGAACCAUUGAAGAAUUGAAUGAAACUCUGGACAAUGAUGGAGCCAAUGGUGGGAACUAG
This is a messenger RNA of Cylindrotheca closterium, 807 nucleotides long. The record is from the annotation of a GenBank genome assembly. Lineage: Eukaryota; Bacillariophyta; Bacillariophyceae; Bacillariales; Bacillariaceae.